Molecule: messenger RNA, 237 nt
Organism: Rotaria sp. Silwood2
Lineage: Eukaryota; Metazoa; Rotifera; Eurotatoria; Philodinida; Philodinidae
Source: the annotation of a GenBank genome assembly
AUGGAUUUUAUUAGUAAAUAUAAAGUUAUAAUUAAUGCUGAUGGACGUGUGGUAUCAAUAUGUGGUAAUGAAAAAUGUAUAACAUUAGACUUUGAUGUUAACCAACAAGAAAUUCGUUAUCCAGCACGAACAAUUCGUUACACUUAUAUUACAACGAGAAGAACAGUUUCAAUUCCAGUUAACGUGGCAAUAUCAUCAGCUAAAGUUUUACUUCAUCCAUCUUAUCAAUUAGCAUGA